AUGUCCGAAGUCAGACAUGCAAAGAGCUCUUCAGCGCGCCGUACAUCGGCCAGUCAGGAUGUCAACUAUUUCAAUCUCCCAGUCCCUCAACCUGGUCCGCCGUUCCUAUUCCUCACGUUUGCGACACCCUCCAACAUCACCCACGAGCCUCCUCGAUCUACGCCUUGGGAGAGGGCUAUGCAAGACGGCGCAUUUACAAACUCAACUUCCCCAACAGGCUCAGGAGUUGGCAGACAGAGGUCUGAUUCCUUGUCUGCUCCCAACCUGAAAUUUGGAGUCGAUCCGCCACGGCCGCCUCGCGAGGGAUACGAGUAG
Trichoderma atroviride IMI 206040 is the source of this 315-nucleotide messenger RNA. RefSeq lists its product as uncharacterized. NCBI's taxonomy places the organism in Eukaryota, Fungi, Ascomycota, Sordariomycetes, Hypocreales, Hypocreaceae. The record is from RefSeq and is a predicted model, not a curated record.